This is a messenger RNA of Anopheles coustani, 2855 nucleotides long. It is a transcript of the gene Snx1, whose product is annotated as sorting nexin-2. Gene Ontology annotation, molecular function: phosphatidylinositol binding. Gene Ontology annotation, biological process: early endosome to Golgi transport. The transcript has 5 exons. Lineage: Eukaryota; Metazoa; Arthropoda; Insecta; Diptera; Culicidae. The coding region runs from base 332 to 1675 and encodes 447 amino acids. The record is from RefSeq and is a predicted model, not a curated record. Gene Ontology annotation, cellular component: endosome; endosome membrane.
UGCUGACGACAAGCAGGAGAAUCCAAUCAUCGUCGUUCGCGUGAAAAAAGAUAAGUGCAAGUAACGCAAACCCGACCCGUUUACGCUGGGGAUCCGCAGGAAAAACGGUAGCCGUCCAAAGCAGAACAGCGACGUUAAAGUGGCACGAUAGUCCUCAGCCGAGGCGGUGCGUUUCUCGGGUGUAUCGUCAACUUUCUUUGUCGCGCGUACUUUUCUUCCCAAUCCCCUCGCUCCAUCGUGGUGUGUGAAGCAAAGUUUGUGACGGUUCUGAAAUAUAAGAUAAAGCAUCUAGUAGCAGCUAGGUAGCAAGCAACUAAGUGCAGCGGAAAAGAUGGAUACCAACGGAACGAUGGAUCACAGUGAAACAGAAAAAUCACGAGCGCAACCCGCCUUCGACAAUGUCGACAUCACAUCGCCGGACGAUGAAAAUGAAAACGAUAUCUUCGAGUCCGCUAUACAGGAACCAUUAUCGCCGGUACUGGAAGACGUACCAACGGACGAAGCAGGCGAUGCAUUCAUCGAAAUCUCCGUUUCCGAUCCGCAGAAAGUGGGAGACGGAAUGGGAUCCUAUUUAGCUUACAAGGUGUCUACAAAGACCAACAUUCUGAAGUUCAAGAAGCGACAAUUUUUCACCAUGCGUCGCUUUAGCGACUUUCUCGGUCUGCACGAUCUGCUCGUGAGCAAAUACCUCCGGAUGGGUCGUAUCAUUCCACCCGCGCCGGAAAAGAACAUCAUCGGCACGACGAAGGUGCGAAUGGGCAGCCAACCGCAGGCCGAUACGGGUACGGGCGUCAACCUGGAGUGGAUCGAAAAUCGGCGGGCAUCGUUGGAACGCUUUCUGAAUCGCGUCGCCCAACAUCCCGUCCUCUGCCUCGAUACGGAUUUCGUAAACUUCCUCGAAAGCGACCAGGAGCUGCCGCGGUCGGUCAACACGGCCGCCCUGAGCGGGGCCGGUGUGAUGCGUCUGUUCAACAAGGUGGGCGAAACGGUCAACAAAAUAACGUACAAGAUGGACGAGAACGAUCCGUGGUUCAACGAUAAGAUCAACGAGGUGGAAACGAUCGAUGCGAACAUGCAGAAGCUCCACUCCGCCAUCAAGGCGCUGGUGACGCACCGCAAAGAGUUGGCCACCCUGACCGGAGGGGUUGCCAAGUCGGCCGCGUUGCUGAGCACGUGCGAGGAGCACACCGGACUGUCGCAGGCCCUCUCGCAGCUGGCCGACGUAGAGGAGAAGGUGGAGCUGCUCCGCUCGGAGCAGGCAAACUCGGACCUGUACAUUCUGUCGGAGACAAUCAAGGACUACAUCGGCCUGUUCGGUGCAAUAAAGGACGUGUUUCACGAGCGAGUGAAAGUGUUCCAAAACUGGCAGCACGCGCAGAUGCAACUCACGAAGAAGCGCGAAAACAAAGCAAAACUGGAGCUGCAGGAACGUCGUGACAAGCUGGAGUUUGCCCAGAAGGAGGUGGAAGAGUGGGAAGGAAAGGUGCAACGGUGCCAGAAGGAGUUUGACAACAUUUCCAGCGAAAUCAAGAAGGAAAUGGAACGUUUCGAGCUGGCGCGUGCGCGUGACUUUAAGUCGACCAUCAUUAAGUAUCUGGAGGACCAAAUGGCUCAUCAACAACAGCAAAUGAAAUACUGGGAGGCCAUCGUCCCCGUGGCCCGUGACAUUGCAUGAGAGGAACAGAACGCUACGGAUCCACCCACCCCGUUUGCCGAUGACGAGCGCGUUCCGACGACCGACAAGCUUCGGCUGUCGAUAAACUUGGUCGACUCUAAUGCUAGAAUAUCGUAGAACGAUAAGCGCGAUCCGGAGGGGGAGGAUGAUGUUUGGCUAUUGGUGAAAUGUUUUAGGUAUGAUUACUUUAUCCCUGUUGACCACCCGGAAUUCGAGGGUGGGAUACGUCUUGUGAAAUGGUUGGGUUCUGUGUGCGCGGGUUCUGAACCUUUCCACCGGAGACCGUCCACACUCGCGUGCGUUGAUAGUAGUAGAAUUGAAAUGAAAUUAUUGUUUUGUGCGCGUGAUCAUUGCGCCUGAAGUGUGAGGGACCUUUGUGAUUUCCUUCCGCGAACGGGAAUUCUCCUCUUUCCUCUCUAACUCUCUCUCCCUAGGUACUAAUAGGAUGUUUUCUUUUAUUUACCUUUUUUGUCGUACGAUAAAAGUUUAUCUAUUAAUCUUGAUCGCUCGUGAAAUUGCAAACAAAAGAGAACAAUUGAACAACAAAAACUAUGAUAUCGAUCGACCAAAAGUGAUGUAAUAUGUAAAUAACGAUAAGCGCAUUUUGAGAUAUCGUUGCAAAAUUUAUGAACUAUAAAGCAUGAAAAUCCCAAUUCGACAUUCGUAACGCCCGGUUCCCUGCGACAUUUCGGCAAUAGAUGAGACCGAUUGUUGUGAUGCUAAUAUGAAAAUAGGCUUUCCAAAAAUUAUGCUUCUACCGUUCCACACAUAUCUUCCCUGGAAAACGUGGCAAGUAUUUCCCCCCUCCCUUUCUAAGUCAGCCCUUUUUGCUGCAUUGCUGCGUGUGUUAGCAAACUUUUAAACCAACUGUAAAUAUCUAUUCCCUGCUCGGAACAGCCACCCCCCAGUAGUCUGCCUUUGGUUUCAGACUGCCCGGGACGUGGUGGUGCUAUAACCAAGACAAAAGAAGACAAGGUGCGAAGAAUCUAGUGAAGCAGUGGAACAAAUUCUCGAAUAAUGGUCAUAGCAAAGUCGGAACGUAAUGGAACCAAAGCGAGACGUGUACAACUACUUUACGAUCGCUCGAAAAUUCUUUCAAUGAGGCGUUCUUGUUAUGUUUUUGCUUCACCAGACGUUACUGAUGUUUAGUAAAGGUUUGGCUUAUUUGGCUUUUCGUGUG